AUGGUGGGACAUCCUUCCAUGGUGGGACUUCCAUGGUGGGACAUCCAUGGUGGGACAUCCUUCCAUGGUGGGACAUCCUUCCAUGGUGGGACAUCCAUGGUGGGACUUCCAUGGUGGGACAUCCUUCCAUGGUGGGACAUCCUUCCAUGGUGGGACAUCCUUCCAUGGUGGGACUUCCAUGGUGGGACUUCCAUGGUGGGACAUCCUUCCAUGGUGGGACUUCCAUGGUGGGACAUCCUUCCAUGGUGGGACUUCCAUGGUGGGACGUCCAUGGUGGGACUUCCAUGGUGGGACAUCCUUCCAUGGUGGGACAUCCUUCCAUGGUGGGACAUCCUUCCAUGGUGCCACCAUCACCGCCUUCUACCUGCGCCGCAAGUGACACCCAGGGGACAUCCAUGGUGGGACAUCCUUCCAUGGUGGGACAUCAAUGGUGGGACAUCCAUGGUGGGACAUCCUUCCAUGGUGGGACAUCCUUCCAUGGUGCCACCAUCACCACCUUCUACCUGCGCCGCAAGUGACAGCGCCACCAGCCAGGGAUGCCCGUGGUGGGACAUCCAUGGUGGGACGGACAUCCAUGGUGGGACAUCCAUGGUGGGACAUCCAUGGUGGGACAUCCUUCCAUGGUGCCACCACCAUCAGCUUCUACCUGUGCUGCAAGUGACACCCAGGGGACUUCCAGGGGUUGCGGACAUCCAUGGUGGGACAUCCUUCCAUGGUGGGACAUCCAUGAUGGGACAUCCAUGGUGGGACAUCCAUGGUGGACAUCCAUGGUGGACAUCCAUGGUGGGACAUCCAUGGUGGGACAUCCAUGGUGGGACAUCCAUGGUGGGACAUCCAUGGUUGGACAUCCAUGGUGGGACAUCCAUGGUGGGACAUCCAUGGGUUGGGGACAUCCAUGGUGGGACAUCCAUGGUGGACAUCCACGGCUCUCCCCACGCUCCGGUCACUCCUCCGGCCACUCCGGCCACUGCUCUGGUCACUGCUCCGGCCACUCCGGCCACUGCUCCGGUCACUGCUCCGGUCACUCCUCCGGCCACUCUGGUCACUCCGGUCACUCCUCCGGCCACUGUGGAGCCGCUGCCCAAGGUCCGGCUGUAG
This is a messenger RNA of Vidua chalybeata, 1098 nucleotides long. RefSeq lists its product as uncharacterized. The transcript is spliced from 3 exons. The record is from RefSeq and is a predicted model, not a curated record. The coding region runs from base 1 to 1098 and encodes 365 amino acids. Lineage: Eukaryota; Metazoa; Chordata; Aves; Passeriformes; Viduidae.